AUGCGCGCAUAUCAGGUGGUAACAGAGGCGAACAUUGCGGACACCAUUUCCACUUACGUCAAGCACCAGUCUAUGACCGUAACAGAAGAGCAACUGACAAAAACACUAAUACGCAUGAGUUGUCCCGGAAGAAACAAUGAUUACAUAAAUAUCGUUAUCGACUUCUCUUCCCGAUCGAUAUGCAACACCCACCAAGCAGGAGACGGAGAACCCAUUGAGGGACCACGGUGUGUUCAUGGCCCGGAAGCGUGGCUAGAGGGAUUGAGACAGAAAGGAUGGACACUUGCUACCAUACUCAUCAUCCUGCUUGCCGCUCACAGAUGCGACACAACAGCAUCCCUACUAGGUCAAGGUGACAACCAAGUGAUCGUGCUUAGAAUUCCUUCUCAACGAUAUGUUCAAGAGCGAAAGUUACCACCAGACGAGUAUACUAAACAGUUUCUCAGAGUGCUUGAGGACAUCUGCACGGCGUCCGGGAUAGUGAUCAAGGUACCUGAAUCAUGGAGGUCCAGGAGGUUAUUGGAGUACGGCCGACGCUACUAUUUGGAUGGUGUUUAA
Molecule: messenger RNA, 558 nt
Organism: Parnassius apollo (apollo)
Lineage: Eukaryota; Metazoa; Arthropoda; Insecta; Lepidoptera; Papilionidae
Source: the annotation of a GenBank genome assembly